Molecule: messenger RNA, 393 nt
Organism: Colletotrichum truncatum
Lineage: Eukaryota; Fungi; Ascomycota; Sordariomycetes; Glomerellales; Glomerellaceae
Product: cytochrome c oxidase assembly protein
Biological process (GO): mitochondrial respiratory chain complex IV assembly
Cellular component (GO): mitochondrion
Source: RefSeq, a predicted model, not a curated record
AUGCCUAGCUCUUGCAAAGAACUUCGCGAGGCCCUCGCGCAAUGUCUCCAGGAAUCCGAUUGCGUGAUGGUCCACCGCAACAGCGCCUCCGACUGCCUCCGUUCGCCCCUCGUCGAGACUCUCCCCACCAAGUGUCAGCAGCUUAAGAAGGGUUUUGGUGAAUGCAAGCGCGGUAUGGUCGACAUGCGUAAGCGCUUCCGUGGCAACAUGCCCGUCAACUACAAGACCAUGAACGACGCCGAGGCCGGCAAGGGCUACCAGCUGUACGCUGGACGGCCCGCCUUCGCCGGUGGCAGAGGCGAGACGGACGGCAACGAGCCCGCGCCGAAGGACUGGAGGGAGGUUGAGAAUGAGAAGUACCGCGCCGAGCAGGCCGCGGCGCAGAAGAAGUGA